AUGGGGAGUAGGAUUAAGGAAGACGAGCGGAUCGAAAAGGCUAUCCGGAGUUUAUUGAAGCUUCCGGAGAAUCGAAGAUGCAUCAAUUGCAACAGUCUGGGUCCUCAAUAUGUCUGCUCAACUUUCUGGACUUUUGUUUGCAUAAACUGCAGCGGAAUCCAUCGAGAAUUUACACAUCGUGUGAAAUCUGUAUCAAUGGCCAAGUUCACAUCAGAAGAAGUUACCGCACUUCGUGCAGGAGGAAACGAGCGAGCAAGACAAAUUUAUUUUAAAGAAUGGGAUAAUAAACGUGAUGCUUACCCCGAUUCCAGUAAUAUUUUCAAGAUUAGAGAUUUUAUCAAGAGUGUUUAUGUGGAGAAAAGAUACAGUAGUGAGAGCAAUGACAAAAUCUCACCGCAGAAACCGGUUGUUAUAGAAGAAUACAGAGAAAGUAGGAAGGCUGGUACGAGUUUCUUCGGAUCUAGAAGUUUACGCUCUUUGGAUAAAUCUGCAGUUGAAAGACCAAGUGGUGUUGGGAGUGGAAAUGAAACUCUCAAGUUUUAUUUUGAGGACAAGAAACAUAAUCAACAACAUGUUAUGCAUAAUCCAAAAUCUAGAGGUUUACCGAAAAGUCCUAUCCGGUUUGAGAUUGUUGAUGAUAGGUUUAGAGAUGAUGGAGGUGUUAAAAGAUAUGAUGCACGUAGAGAGUCAAGAGGAAGCUCUAAAUCACUUGACCUCUCAAAUAACAAGGACACACCGAGUUUUCCCAUCGUACGCCAUGCCAGCGAAGUUUUAGGCGACAAUGCUCCUCGUUUGCGCGUAGAAAAUGUCGUAAAAGAUGAAAAGAAGAAGGAUAAACUGGAGACUCGUGUAAAUUUGAUUGAUGAUGUACCAGUUUCAGAACCUUGUGAUGAUAAAAUCAGACAGACUUCAAGUGAACCUCUAAAGACAACUGAAAAUCCAGCUCCUAAUUCCUUGGAAGCUUUGUUGUUUGGACUCUCUGUUCCUUCUGAUGUCCCCGGAACAAACAACUAUGAACUAUGGAGCAAAAGCGAUAAUAUUUCUUCUCCUGCAGCUAACCUUGGGACUCAGACAAUGCCAAGAACACCGGACAGUGUUACCUCUAUUAUUGUCUCAUCACCUACAAUUGCACAUGCUCAAUCUCCUCAUGCCGGUUACUCGAGUCCGGCAUUUCCUGUUUCUGCUGAUAACUUAAAUACAAAAGAGCUGGCUACACCAAGUGUAACUGCAAACAACCAGUUGGCGUUAUCUACUUCACCUAAGGGACUAUCAGAUACUUCUAUGGAACAGUCAACUCUAGAUAUCUCAGAUUCUGCACAUGGAGUUGGAUCUGAGCAUCAUCAAAAUGAAACAAAAUCUAGCGUAAGAAGUGCGCUUCCUGAGGACCUUUUCACUGGAGGCUUCUCAUUUGCUUCUCCACAAAUGCAUGGUCAACAACAUCAUGGCAUGGGAUAUGGCAUGCAAUAUUUCCAAUAUCCUGUGAAUACAGGAGCCUUUGCAUAUACUGCAAAAACAUCAAAUCCCUUUGAUCUUAGCUGUGAUGAUACAGGUCCAAACCAAGCAUCACAAUUUCCUUCUAUGGGAUACGUACAAGGAGGAGGUUUGCCUCAAGUGUCAGUUCCAGGAGGAGCGUUUUCAGAUUCUUCAAGUCCAGCUCCGGAUUCCGUUGUAGUGAUGGCCUCUCAAUCGCCAUUUUAUACAAGCGCUUUAUCUCCAAACUCUCCAUCUCCUGGUGAGACAGAAUUGCAAGAGAUGAAUGGCCUCGGUAGUGCUGAAAACACUUACAAUGCGGCACACGCAUUUCAUCAAGCACCAAAUAAUGGUUAUCCUUGUGCAAACCCAAAUGCUUAUAUUUCAAGAGGAAACCCAUUUGAUUGA
Arabis nemorensis is the source of this 1878-nucleotide messenger RNA. NCBI's taxonomy places the organism in Eukaryota, Viridiplantae, Streptophyta, Magnoliopsida, Brassicales, Brassicaceae. The record is from the annotation of a GenBank genome assembly.